This is a messenger RNA of Ustilaginoidea virens, 1788 nucleotides long. RefSeq lists its product as uncharacterized. NCBI's taxonomy places the organism in Eukaryota, Fungi, Ascomycota, Sordariomycetes, Hypocreales, Clavicipitaceae. Gene Ontology annotation, cellular component: endoplasmic reticulum; Golgi membrane. The transcript has a single exon. Gene Ontology annotation, molecular function: calcium ion binding; mannosyl-oligosaccharide 1,2-alpha-mannosidase activity. Bases 1 to 1788 code for a protein of 595 amino acids. Gene Ontology annotation, biological process: carbohydrate metabolic process; N-glycan processing. The record is from RefSeq and is a predicted model, not a curated record.
AUGUUCACCCUCGGCCGCCGGAGGAUCCUCUCCACCUUUCUCGCCUUCUUCGCCGUGCUGACCGUCUGGCGGGCCUGGGACCUGGCCUCGACCAGCUCCGGCAAGGUGCCGACCAAGCCCAUGACCGGUUACACAAAGUACGAGCCGGAAAAGGACUUUCUGUGGAGGACCAUCAGGCACAAUUACCCCGUCACCUCGUUCCGCCCGCUGCCCACCGCGGCCGCCGACACCCUGCCCUCGGUGCAGGCCAAGUUCCCCGCCGAGAGCGCCGCCGACAAGAAGGUUCGGCUGUCGCGCCAGCAGGACGUCCGCGACACGUUCCUCAAGUCGUGGAAGGCCUACAAGGACUACGCCUGGCUGCAUGACGAGGUGACGCCCGUCACGGGCAACGGCAAGGACCCCUUUGGCGGCUGGGGCGCCACCCUGGUCGACUCGCUCGACACCCUCUGGAUCAUGGGCCUCAAGGACGAGUUCGACGAGGCCGUGUCGGCCGUGGCCGCCAACGCCGGCUUCGUCGACACGCGCGACGACGAGAUCAACGUGUUUGAGACGACGAUCCGCUUCCUCGGCGGCCUGCUCUCCGCCUACGACCUGAGCGGCGACAGGCGCCUGCUCGCCAAGGCGCACAACGUCGGCGACCUGCUCUACAAGGCCUUCGACACCCCCAACCACCUGCCCGUCGCGCGCUGGAACCUGCACGACGCCGCCUUCGGCCGCAAGCAGACGGCCGGCAGCAACACGCUGCUGGCCGAGCUGGCCUCGCUGACCAUGGAGCUGACGCGCCUCAGCCUCGUCACCAAGGACCCCAAGUACUACGACGCCGUCCAGCACAUCAGCGAGCUGCUGGCCGCCGCCCAGCCCAAGACCAAGCUGCCGGGCAUGUGGCCCAUCGUCGUCGACGCCGUCAACGAGCACUUUGACGCCGGCUCCACCUACACCCUCGGCGGCAUGGCCGACAGCGCCUACGAGUACCUGCCCAAGAUGAUGGCGCUUCUCGGCCAGAAGCGCGGCCUCUACCACGACAUGUACGUCGCCAGCAUGCAGGCCGCCAGCGAGCACCUCCUGUUCCGGCCCAUGACCCCCGACGGCCGCGACAUCCUCUUCUCGGGCUUCGUCGACGUGCGCGACGACGGCCCCGCCCGCAAGACGGAGCUCAAGCCCGCCACGGGCCACCUGACGUGCUUCACCGGCGGCAUGCUCGCCCUCGGCGGCCGGCUCGCCCGCCGCGACGACCACGUCUCGCUCGGCCGCAAGCUCACCGAAGGCUGCGUGUGGGCCUACCAGGCCUUCCGCACCGGCGUCAUGCCCGAGUCCUUCUACAUCACCGCCUGCCCCGGCAAGGACCCCUGCCCCUGGGACCCGGCCGCCUGGCACGCCGAGGUGCUGCAGGCCCACUCCGCCGUCGCCGGCGCCGAGUCCAUCGUCGCCCAGGAGCGCCUGCCCGCCGCCUUCACCAAGGUCACCGACGGCCGCUACAUCCUGCGGCCCGAGGCCAUCGAGAGCGUCUUCAUCAUGUACCGCAUCACCGGCGACAGGGCCUGGCAGGACAAGGCCUGGGACAUGUGGCGCGCCAUUGACAACCUGACCUCGACCAAGCUGGCCAACAGCGCCGUCCACAACAUGAACCCCCCGCAGGGCGAGGACGUCGUCCUGGCCGACUCGAUGGAGAGCUUCUGGCUGAGCGAGACGCUCAAGUACUUUUACCUGAUCUUUGCCGAGCCCCACCUGAUAAGCCUGGACGAAUGGGUGUUUAACACUGAGGCUCAUCCGUUCAAGAGGUUAAAGUAG